Messenger RNA from Protobothrops mucrosquamatus (brown spotted pit viper), 993 nucleotides. It is a transcript of the gene ZNF488, whose product is annotated as zinc finger protein 488. The record is from RefSeq and is a predicted model, not a curated record. Gene Ontology annotation, cellular component: nucleus. The transcript has a single exon. The coding region runs from base 1 to 993 and encodes 330 amino acids. NCBI's taxonomy places the organism in Eukaryota, Metazoa, Chordata, Lepidosauria, Squamata, Viperidae. Gene Ontology annotation, biological process: regulation of DNA-templated transcription.
AUGGUGAAAAGCAGAUUUAUGGAACAAUCCACAAAUUUCCAUGGUUUGUCUAGGGACUUUAAGUUUAAAGUGGUCACUUCCUUUGAAGGGAGGAGAAUGAACAGCCAUGAAACGGAGAGCUGUCAGAACGGGAAACCUACCUUGUUUGAGAAAGCAAAUUGCCUACAGGAGGAAGCAUCCUACGGCGAGAUCAAGGAUGGAAGAACCGCAGCGGAGCACGUCUUAAGGGAACCCUGCUGGACGUUCGGUAUCAGGAAGCACUUAUUAGUCGAGGAGGUGCUGCUGCGACCGAAGGAGAGUGCGUUCACUGAAGUGAGGAGGCCUGUAGAGAAAGUCAAAGAGGCAGAACAAGGAAAUAGGAAGGCUGGUUCGGACAAAGCUGCAGUCCGGAGUUCCCCUGGCAGUGCAUUCUCCGUUGUGUGGCCCAAUAGCAUUGCUGGGGAACCCAAAAGUGCUUUCAGCAAACCAGCCAAGUGCCGGGAAGAUGGAGGGGCUCCAGCUGCUUUUCGACCUCUGAAGGGUAUCAAGGAAGGAAGCCCAAGGAAGUUGCCGGAAUGCCUCGGUGCCACUGACCUCAUACCGUACAGUGGCCGCCUCGCUUCUGGGUUCCUGGUAAGUGAUUCAGACGGUUUCCAGCUGCUGUCGACCAACCCCAUCCGGGGCAACCCCUUCUCUUUCUCUUCGGCCCCGUGGCCAAAGGAAGCAGGCGAGCGAACGCCGGCCACCCCUGCUUCCUCUGCCUCUUGGGCUCUGCUGCCUUCCACUCUCGCCCCUCUCGGUGUGGCAGCCCAGAACUGGUGUGCCAAGUGCAGCCUUUCCUUCCACAUGACAGCAGACCUUGUGCUGCACAUGCGUUCCCAUCACAAAAAGGUAGAAGUCUCGACAGAACCCCAGAGGAAAAGGAGACGGGAGGAAAAGCUGUCCUGCCCUGUUUGCCAGGAAUAUUUUCGAGAAAGGCAUCACUUAUCUCGGCACAUGACUUCUCACAACUAG